GAGAAAGCGAGAGAAGGAGAAUCAGUGUGUUGUCUCGUAUACGUACAUACAUAAAUACGACCCACACUGAUCCAGCACACCUAUUUUUCCCAUUGACUUCGUCUUGAUAUAAUUAUAUACUAGAAUGAUUUCAUCACACUUGCAAAUAGCGCGAAAUUGUGGAAAUACUGAACGUCACUGUUGUGAGUGCGGUACUACAAUUUAUUGACAUCAUUUCCUUUUCAGCAGAUACGUCUUUUCUGGAUAUCUGCAACAGUAGAUAUGUUUUCUUUGCUGGCAAAAAUAAAAACUGGUCUGAUGGUAAACCCAGUUGAAAUAGCCGAUGAACAGAAAGAGACUGACUAUGAAGCUGAUGGAUUCCUGUUAAUUGGAGAAACAGAAGCAGAAAAAGCUAAAGCUUAUGGUAGAAUUACAAGCGUAUCUAACAUGUCACCAAUCUAUGGUCAAAAUGCUACUGCUAUUGAAUCUAGCAAAAUGUUGAAAUCCAAUGUUGAAAAUACAAACAAAGACUGUUUUUUUGAACAUCAUACACCUUGUAAUAUAUCUCCUUUAAAUGGUAUUCCAUUCAAACUUUCACCUCAUUUAGAAAUCAUUUCAAAAUAUUUAGACUUUGAAAUUCACAGCAUUCCACAUGAAAACACUUCUCUACAGAAAUAUCACUAUGACUUUAGUUUUGAAAAAUCUUUGCUGCGAGACUUGGACCAGAGUGAUGACAGUAUCUCAUCUACCAAUUUCCUUGAACAACAAGACCUAAUAACUUUUUGAAAUCUCAUGUACCAUAUAUAUUUUAAUUUAUCAUGAAUGUUUGAAUGUAUGUGAAUACAAACAAUAUUGCUUUUGAAUGGAUGUAACUAUAUUGACUUUUAUCUUUGAAUGUAAACUAAUACACACACACACAUAAUGUGUGUGUAUAUUUAUGUAUGUAUAUAUAAAUUAUUACAGUUUGAACGGCAAUGUUACUUUUGAAUGUAGAUAAAUUAGAAAGAGAGAAAGGCAGUACCUACUAGCAUAUUCAUGACUUAUGCCAGAGUGGAAGGUAGGUAGGAGAUCUACCUGAAUGCUUACAACAGAGUGACACUCAAGCGCCAAGGGGUUGUGUUGAUGGGUUUCCAUACAUUUUCUGUCUGCUAAAUUUCACUCACAAUGAAAGCUAUGACUGAAGACACUUGCCCAAGGAUUGAACCCAAAACUGCAGUUAUGAAGUGAACUUCUUAACCUCACAGCUAUGUAUGGAUUUGUUGCCUUUGAAUCUUUAUGUAUAGGUAGUAUUGCCUUCAAUUAUUUAUAUGUGUAGGUGUGUUACCUUUAAAUGUUUAUAAUUAGAGGUAAUUUCUAUGAAAAUAAAUCAGUAUCUUCUGAACAAUAUUUAUAUUAAUGUGUGCCUGACUAAAAUAAAGCAAUAUUGUAUUUUAAUAUGA
Molecule: messenger RNA, 1418 nt
Organism: Octopus sinensis (East Asian common octopus)
Lineage: Eukaryota; Metazoa; Mollusca; Cephalopoda; Octopoda; Octopodidae
Exons: 3
Coding region: 262-765 (167 amino acids)
Source: RefSeq, a predicted model, not a curated record